AUGGCACCCUUCAACAUGGCAUCUCUUCCCACCACUCUCGUUGCGCGCAAGCAAAAGAAGAUCGUAAAUGCCGCCUUCGCAGCUAUUGAAGCUCAUGACGCGCAUGCGCAGACUGUGCCUGAGCAGGCGAAGCUGAGCGUCAAUGACGUCGCUGUCAUCGCUAAUAAUCCAUAUCGGUUCUACUUCGAUCUCUGGAGCGGACUCCCGUAUCCCUGGCUGGUUGAGUGCUUCGGAGUCGAGCUUGCUAAGAGACUUGUUGGCCUCAACAAGAUUGCUUUGGAAGUGAGGGCGGCCGUCGCGAGCCAACCUGACCUAGACGCCCACAAGGAACUUGUGAUGGAGCCACAACGUGAGCGCUUCGCAUGGAAUAUACCUGGAGCCCGCCGCUUGGCAGUUGCCGCGGAGGCACUUGCUAAGAAGCGCGAGAGGCAAGAGCGCGAAAGGCUCGACAAGCUAUCCAAGCAGUGA
Molecule: messenger RNA, 468 nt
Organism: Alternaria novae-zelandiae
Lineage: Eukaryota; Fungi; Ascomycota; Dothideomycetes; Pleosporales; Pleosporaceae
Exons: 2
Coding region: 1-468 (155 amino acids)
Source: RefSeq, a predicted model, not a curated record